Molecule: messenger RNA, 2429 nt
Organism: Leptinotarsa decemlineata (Colorado potato beetle)
Lineage: Eukaryota; Metazoa; Arthropoda; Insecta; Coleoptera; Chrysomelidae
Gene: unc-13
Product: unc-13
Biological process (GO): synaptic vesicle priming; dense core granule priming; presynaptic dense core vesicle exocytosis
Cellular component (GO): presynaptic active zone cytoplasmic component; terminal bouton; neuromuscular junction
Molecular function (GO): phospholipid binding; calcium ion binding; diacylglycerol binding
Source: RefSeq, a predicted model, not a curated record
UACUCCAAUUACGUCAAAGACGUACCUCCUCAUAAGGGAGCAGUUCCAGAAUAUCCAGCGUGGUUCGAACCCUUCGUAAUGCAAUGGUUGAACGAAAACGAUGACGUCUCCUUAGAGUAUUUACAUGGUGCCUUCAAUAGAGAUAAAAAGGAUGGUUUUCAGAAGAGCAGCGAACACGCUCUGUUCUCGAAUUCUGUCGUUGACGUUUUCACGCAGCUGACGCAAUGUUUCGAUGUAGUUUCUAAACUAGAAUGCCCUGAUCCUGAAAUAUGGAAACGUUACAUGAAAAGGUUCGCAAAAACCAUCGUCAAAGUCCUCAUAGCUUAUGCAGACAUAGUCAAAAAAGAAUUCCCCGAACAUCUCAAGGAAGAAAGGAUAGCAUGUAUUUUGAUGAAUAACAUUCAGCAACUGAGGGUUCAGCUAGAGAAAAUGUUCGAGUCUAUGGGAGGCGAUAAGCUGGAAGAAGAUGCUGCGAAUAUUCUAAAAGAACUUCAACAGACACUGAAUGGAAGCCUUGACGAACUGGCCCAACAUUUCGCCUGCAGUUUAGAAAAUCGGAUAACAGUCAGCGUGAAAGAACUCGCGGAUCUUCUGGUAGCAAUCAAGGGAGGUGGCCAGCCUGGUCAACUCAAUCAACCUGCUCAGAGGAAUGCCGUAGCAGUAGAAGCGGAUGAAGUUCUCAGGCCGUUAAUGGAUUUAUUGGAUGGUUCUUUAUCAUUAUACGCGCAAUCCUGCGAGAAAACUGUAUUGAAGAGACUGCUGAAGGAACUGUGGAAGAUAGUGAUGAGGAUACUCGAAAAAACCGUUGUUCUUCCUCCUAUGACUGAUAAGACGAUGAUGUUCAAAAGUUUAACGGACAACGCCAAGAACCUGGCAGCGAAUACUAAAAUAGAAGAUAUGUCCAAACUAUUCAAGAACCACAUGACCGGCAAACAGGACGUGAAAAACGCUUUGAGCGGGGUCAUGGAUAUUUCCAAGGAGGUGGAAAAGAACCUUUCUCCUAAGCAGUGCGCCGUACUGGACGUAGCAUUGGACACCAUCAAGCAGUAUUUCCAUGCCGGAGGAAAUGGACUGAAGAAAGCCUUCCUUGACAAGAGUCCCGAGCUCCAGAGUUUGCGUUACGCCUUAUCACUCUACACACAAACUACGGACACGCUCAUCAAAACUUUUGUCACUACGCAAAUAAAUGAAGUGCCGCUAAAUAAUAAGCAAACGAUGCUGCAAAGACAAAUAUCGAUAAGAGACGAAACAGACACAGAAACAGGACUAGAAGCGCUAGAGGAGCCUUUGAAGGCAAAAAAGAGAAGGGAAAGUGAUAUCCAACAAGAUAACGUGGAUGGACCAGAAGGAAGCGUGGGAGAAGUUUCGAUCCAAGUAGACCUCUUCACACAUCCAGGAACAGGCGAGCACAAGGUUACUGUAAAAGUGGUAGCAGCAAAUGACUUGAAAUGGAACGUUGUUACGGGCAUGUUCAGGCCAUUUGUUGAAAUAAAUCUCAUAGGACCACAUUUAGCGGAUAAGAAAAGGAAACACACUACGAAAUCGAAAGCGAACAACUGGUCUCCGAAGUAUAAUGAAACGGGUCUUGUGCAUGUUGGUUAUCCCUAGGCAAAAGAAUUCAAAUGGACGAAACAGGGUGGACGAUCCUAAGGAUUUUGUCGCAACGCACAAACGACGAGGUGGCGAAGGAAUUCGUCAAACUAAAAUCUGAUAUCAGACAAGAAAAUCCGCUUCCAAAUCAAUAAGGCAUCUCCUCCAGGUUCAGCCGCCGUGUGACUUUAUAUACAGACAGCUGUGUAUAGGCUUCUACGUGUAAAAUAUUAAUUGUUUUAUGGACCGUCCCAACAGACUGAUGACAAAAAAUCCACGCAUCAUCACAUUCUAAUAAUAAUAUUUAAUGUGCCUCCCAACUUGUACAUUCAAACAAUAAGUAAAUAACCACUUUAUGACGUGUAUCAUCCUUCACCCAUGAUCAUCAUUCAACAUUGAACUGUAAAAAUCGCAAUAAAGGGCAAAUUUUUACAUUCCUCUCAUAUAUAUAACUUAAAAUGUGAUUCAGAUAGUUUAAGAUAUUGGAUAGGUGAAAUUAUAUCAGAUAUUUUUAUGCAUGUAGGAAAUUUUCAGUUUGCGGACUCAUGCAUGGACCGUAUAUUUCGUCAUAAUUUUCUAUAUCUUCCACUCUAUGCACAAUAAUAGCUAUAACCGAUUCCAAUUAUUUUUGUUUAUUCUUAUAAGAAAUGACCUACAACACAAUGCUAGUCUGAAGAAUAUCUAAAAUUGAGCCUUAUAUACUUAUUCAUUCGUAAAACUAAACUCUCGCUUUACUUAAAUAAUUAUAACUAUAAUAUCCGUAUCGCAUUUUUCGCUGUGAUAAUAGUACAGUGUGUAUCGUGUCGUCUGUGUUGUACUUUUACUCAUAUGCUGAAAAG